UGCGCGAGACCGGAGCGACACCGGACAGAGCGGCUUUUCAUCCGGCGCGAGACCGCCUGCGUUCCUGCACCUGGCGCGAGAGGAGUUUGCGCGCGCGCGCGGACAGUUCUGGAGGAAUGCAGCGGUGCGCGCGGAGCAUGACUGGAGCAGCAGCAGCUUUUUUGUUUAUGUUCGCAGAUAACGGAUGUGAUGACUUUUCCUUUGCCUAAAAUGGAUCGAAUUGUGGUUUAACGGUCCCGGGGAGUCUCGUGCUGCUGGCACGCGCGCGACUCUCUUCACCUGCGCUCGCGAGGGAUUCGAACCUUUAUUCAGAAUCUCUUUGGAUUUUGGAGGAACUUUUCUGCGCGCAUGCACACCUGAUCAGGAGGGCGUGGAUUUACCUGCUGUGUGUGUGUGUGUGUGUGUGUGUGUGUGUGUGUGUGUGUGUGUGUGUGUGUGAGUGAAGAUGGGGUGUGGGUGCAGUUUGGGGUUUCCUCUGUGGAUCCUCGCGCUGCUGCUCAGAAUCCACGCGCUGCACUCCAAAGCGCUCGAGUCCGUCAUCUGGAACUCCAGCAACAACAAGUUCGUUUCUGGUAAAGGUCUGUUCCUGUACCCUGAGAUCGGCGACCGGCUGGACAUCGUGUGUCCCCGCGCCCCCUCCGGCGAGGGGUACGAGUACUACCGGUUGUACCUGGUGAGCCGGGAGCAGGCGGAGACGUGCAGCACCGUGCUGAACCCAAACGUCCUCGUCACCUGCAACAAACCCGACAAGGACAUCAAGUUCACCAUCAAGUUCCAGGAGUUCAGUCCAAACUACAUGGGGCUGGAGUUCAAACGCAUGCAGGACUACUUCAUCAUCUCUACCUCUGAUGGGACGCUGGAGGGGUUGGAGAUGAGAGAGGGAGGAGUGUGUAGCACCAGGUCCAUGAAAAUCAUCAUGAAAGUAGGGCAAGAUCCGAACGCCCCCGAUCGUGCGCAGACGGAGCCUCCAGACAGAAACGCCGACAACGAGAUCAAAAACCCACCGACCACCAAACCAGAGAGAACGAGAGAGCGAGACGAGAACGUCAUCCCACCCAACAAAGACUCCAGGAACUCGGACGCUCUGGGCGGCUUCUUCUCCUCCAAACCGGCGCUGUUCGCCACCAUCGGCGCCGGCUGCGUCCUCUUCCUCCUCAUCAUCAUCGUCCUCAUCGUCUUGCUGCUCAAGCUGCGCAAGAGGACGCGCAAGCCCAGGGGCGGAGUCUCGCUGUCGCUCAGCACGCUGGGUCAUCCCAAAUGCUCCGGCCAGUCCGGCUCCGAGCCCAGCGACAUCAUCAUCCCGCUGCGGCCCACCGAGGGCGGCUUCUGCUCGCACUACGAAAAAGUGAGCGGCGACUACGGCCACCCCGUCUACAUCGUACAGGAGAUGGGUCCUCAGAGUCCGGCCAACAUCUACUACAAGGUCUGAGCGAGGCAGACGGCCGCUGGGAGAGAUGUAAAGAGGGAGACGGGCGGAGUCACGGACCCUACGCCGCUUUUCCCAAAUGACUGAUUUGUCUCUCGGGCAGGAAGGAUGCAGACGGCGCUCACACGUGGUGAUACCACAAAGCGAGACUUCCUCUCCGAGAACAGGAGCCAUAGCUUUUAGCCAAUCACGGACAGGCUGCGUGGUGACGUCACAACUCAGGAAGGCAUCACGCAGGACGCCGCACAGAGAAGGACAUCUACAGGGCAGGAUGAUGUCACAGCGUGCAGUGAUGUCACAAUGCCGGACAGCACAUCCUCCCAAAAACAAAAAAACUGAGGCAGGAACGACGUCCAGCACAAUCGCUGCGACGCACGUUGUGACAUCACAAAGCAGGCAGAGCUCUCAGCCAAUCACGGACGAGCUGUGCCGGAUGCGGGAUGUAGGACGCGCUCCGGGACUGUUGCUUUUAGGUUCUUUUGUCAUUUUUGUAAUCAACACUAUUCACUCGGUUACUGAGCUGCCACAGCAGGCGCAUUCAUACACACACACACACACACACACACACACACACACGCAAACGCUCGUCUGUCAGCGGGAAGGGGUGUGAGCUGGUGAGAGUGUGAUGUGUGUUGAAAGAUGUCAGCGAUUGAGAAUAAACACUUCGCUUCACUUUUUUUAUUUGGAUAGUGUGCGUGUGUGUGUGUGUGUGUGUGUGUGUGUGUGUGUGCGUGCGUGCGUGUGUGAAUAAUAAAUGGAUCUGAUCACAUUAGUCACCAGUUUAGAUCUUAUCAACACCACAUAAACAGAAGCAGAUGUUCUCUCCUGAUUAUCAGAAAUUCGGGAUGAAUAAAUCGUUUCCUUCUAAACAUUAAACACUCAUCACGUCGCCGCCUCCGUCUUCACCCGCCGCGCUCACAGAGCCGCGUCCCAAACCGCCCACUGUGCCGCGUCCGGACGUCUCCGUCACGGAUAAACUAAACAUCUACAGCGUUAAAAUAUCCAUCAGAGACGGAGGGGCCGCGCCUUCAUAGUCACGUGAUCAGAAAAGGACCAGCUCUCAUAUUAACCACCUUACGCUGUAGAGACAAAAGUAUUGGGACACCACUUUCAUUACUUUUGUUAAAUUAAUGUUUCAGUUUUAGCCAGAACAGUUGUGAUACACGCAUUUAAGCACAAAUCUUUUUUACAAGCAAGUAAAUAAAUGUAUAGUUUAUAUAAUAAAUCGACUUGUGCCUUAAUAAUAAAAACUGCGUGAGCUCCAAAGCGUUUGAUGAAAGGCGUGAGUAAACGGACUGAAUUGGAAUCACCACUGUUACACAUACAUUAGAAUUCAGGGUGCUUGAUUUUUAAGGCUUUAGGAUAAAUAAAUAUUUAUUAAAUGAAAGAUUUAUCGAUCAUUUUCACGCUUUAAUAACGCAGCGUUACGAAGUCUGUGAUUAAAAAAACGCAGCUCUGUUUCACAUGGUUUCAUUUCAUAAGAAACACCAGCGCAUUCCAGCAACAUGUAGCUUAUUAUUAAUAAAAGUGACCGUUAUGGAGGGACGCCUCGCCUCUCUGUGGUUUUAUUUCCACGGUGGGAAGGAGACGUCGGUAAAAUCCUCGGGAUCAGUCAGCGUCCGAAACCAUCACAAACAGGAACGUCUUCGGUUACGUAGCCAUCGAGAGACGCGGCCUGGAGUUUGGGACGGAGCUAUAUCUCGACGAAAGACGAAUUAGUGUGAGAUUUCAACACAGACGUUUACUUAAAGCACACACACACACACACACUCUCACACACACACACACACACACACACACACACACACACUCACACACAGCUGUUUAGCAUUAACUGGACUCUGAGAUUCCCAUCUCGUCCUGAGUUAAGUUCUGCGGCGUGUGUUUAUUGUUCGGUGUUUUACUUUGUUUUGGUUGAUGUCGAUCUCUCUGUUUAAAAUCCUUCAUGCAGAAUAAAAACGUUUAUCAGUGUUUCA
Trichomycterus rosablanca is the source of this 3402-nucleotide messenger RNA. It is a transcript of the gene efnb1, whose product is annotated as ephrin-B1. Lineage: Eukaryota; Metazoa; Chordata; Actinopteri; Siluriformes; Trichomycteridae. The transcript has 5 exons. The record is from RefSeq and is a predicted model, not a curated record. Gene Ontology annotation, molecular function: ephrin receptor binding. Gene Ontology annotation, biological process: axon guidance; ephrin receptor signaling pathway. Bases 446 to 1429 code for a protein of 327 amino acids. Gene Ontology annotation, cellular component: plasma membrane.